Messenger RNA from Epinephelus fuscoguttatus (brown-marbled grouper), 3519 nucleotides. It is a transcript of the gene tmem183a, whose product is annotated as transmembrane protein 183A. The record is from RefSeq and is a predicted model, not a curated record. Gene Ontology annotation, cellular component: SCF ubiquitin ligase complex. Gene Ontology annotation, biological process: regulation of protein stability. The transcript has 8 exons. Gene Ontology annotation, molecular function: protein binding. The coding region runs from base 126 to 1214 and encodes 362 amino acids. NCBI's taxonomy places the organism in Eukaryota, Metazoa, Chordata, Actinopteri, Perciformes, Serranidae.
AGAUCCUGGCGGAACAUUUUUCAAUUUCUCUCUCAUUUUUCUUUCUUUCUCUCUACCUCAGCUUGCCAUAGAGACAUGGCAGGACCCACAGGCCAGUUAAGCGUCCGCAGAUUAUCAAGGUUGACAUGCCCAAGAAAGGGAACCGAAAACGGCUGAAAUUUAGGGCCGGGGACGUUUGUUCGGAAUCAGUGACCGUUGCUGAUUAUGCUGAUGCCGACCCAGCCGUUGUGAAGUCAGGGAGGCUGAAAAAGGCUGUUGCAAAUGCAGUUGAAAAAGAAGUAAAAUUACUCUGCGGCCUGGAGGCAUCUCAGGGUGCUGUAGAGGAGGUCCUCUCGUCUUCAGCGAGUGUCACAGCCGACGCUUUGGACAGCAGUGAUGAUGUAGACCCUGAAGAAGAUGGAGAAAACGAAGCUAAAGGGACCCGCAAGAAGAAAAACAAAAGGAGAAAGGAAAGCAGUGACAGCAGUGAUGGUGGGGAGUAUCCAGUGGAUAUUUGGCUAGUGCUUGCCUCCUACAUUCGGCCUGAGGAUGUGUGCAGGUUUGCUCUAAUCUGUAAGAAUGCCUGGACGGUCACUUGCACUGCAGCGUUUUGGACCAGGCUCUAUAGAAGGCACUACAAGAUUGACACUGACCUGCCGUUCCGUCUCCAGCCUGACUCUAUUGACAGGAUGUGCUCUCUACGGGCCCGUGUGAUUCGCUCCCUUUUCCAUUUGUAUGAGCCAUUCAGCUUGCGUGUCUCGAAAAUUCCUGCCCUGCCAGAAUCCACGCCCACAACAUUGCUCAAUUCCAAGUGUUUACUCUUCUGGGUCAGAAAGCUGCCAGGGACUCGGCCUGAGGCAUUGUGGGAGUUUAACUUCAAGUUUCUAAAGCAGCAGGGACACAAUAAGAAUGGUUGUGUCAAGUCUUUGCGGAUGCCCACACAAUACAAAGAUGUCCACACGAACCCAGACUCUGACUGCUACAUGCUUCAGGUCACCACCCUCAACUUCAUCUUUACCCCUGUGGUUAUGGGCAUGACACUGUCCCUGUUCACAAUCAACGUUAGCACAGACAUGCGCCACCACCGCGUUCGUCUGGUCUUCCAGGACUCGCCGCUCCAGCGGGGCAAGAAGAGAGGGGAUCAGGGCGGGACCCAGGUGGUGUUGGAUCCCGUACACAGUGUAAAGCUCAUGGACUGGUGGCACCCACAGUACCCCUCCUCACCCUACACAUAGGAGACCUGCCCUGCAGAACGACACACCAAGAACCCUGCUGUUAUCUCAUCCCACUCACCAAACAGAUAUGAUACUGGAUGAUUCUGCAGAACUCUGGAUUAUGAUCAUUCACAUUUCCUUAGACCCUAUUAGAUGUUAAAGGCAGAAUGAGUAGGAAAAAAAACGGUGUUUAGGUUUAUAAAGAGUAACCUACAUAUCCUACUCAUUUUGCCUUCAGAGAAGGCCUGAGAUGGGAUGCAAAUUCCAACUGCCAGUGUCACAUUCAAAUAUGUUGCAUGCCCAUCCACCACAACCUCCACACCCUACUUGUUUUUUUAAACAUCAUAGGUCUUCAUGAAUCUAAAUGGUGCACUGCAGAACUGUCCAAUAUGAACAUUAUUCCUGGGAGACAGGGCUUGUUAUGUGUGUUUUGAAAUCUGCCAUGUCCACAUAGGAACAUUGGAGUCCCUCUGCACUUUCAACACUCCUCAGCUCCAGCAGUUCCAUAGUCUUUCUGAAAACAUGAAGAAGUAGGGGGCCGGGAAACCAGAAAACCAUCAUCUGAAAUUAGUAACUGUUUUGAUCAGGGAUGUCCCGAUCCAAUUAAGGUAUUUUUUUUAACCAACUGGGAUCAAGAGCCCAAUCCGAUCCCUUGUUUUACGUUGGCUAAUCACACAGGUGUUUGUACUUGCUACGCUUUCAUUCACAGCGAUGCAACAACUCUCCAUUGUCAGUUGUCCUCCACUUUUCUGAGCUCACGUGUGUGUGUGUGUGUGUGUGUGUGUGUGCGCGCGCGCGUGUGCGUGCGUAUAAGAGCUUUGGCUGAGCCCCGCCCACCACAAAACACAGCAGAUCAAAAGAAAAUGCAGUAUGUAACUGUUUAGUUACGUUAUUCACUGAAGUUACGUGCACUCGUUUCAUUUUAGCUCAGUGCUAGUAUCUUAGCUUUGCUUUCAGCCAUGACGCACAGUGUUUCACUGCUCUGCUCAACAAAAAUAAACACUCAAUUGAAUACAGUUUAUUCAGGUAACUCAGACACAGGCCUCACCAAAGCCACUGGAGUAUAGUCUCUUAAAGGGACAGAGAAAUUCAUUCGACACAGCGACGAGGCAAUAAAAGAUAAAGAAAGGGGUUGUUAUUUUAUGCUUUGUAAAACAAGGCUAAUUUUGCAAAAAGUGUGCACUGUGCAGCUGUAUUAUCUAAGCAAAUGUAUCAGAUCGGGACUCUGUAUCAAUAGAUAGUCAAUAUUAAAUGAUUAGAUUGUGGGCGAAAAACUUCAUCGGGGCAUCCCUAGUUUUAGUAUCUGUUUAUAUAUGAAAAACUACGUCAAAUUGUUUAGUAAUUUCUCACUUUGGACAGCUGGUAGAACUUUAAUUUGUUUUGCAUUAUUUCAGACAGAAGUGCAUCAUGUUUCACAAUAUAAAAAAAAUACUGUGAUAUGAUCACAGUGAUAGAUGAUGGAUGAUCAAUAUUGAUAUAUUGCUCAGCCCUACAGACUUGCCAGAGGGGAAUGUGUCCACUAUUAUUUUACGUUAGACAUGUUGCAUGUUGAACCUACAUGUGUAACAUGUUUUCUAGAUAAGUCUUUAAACCUCAUGGAUUAACAGGGUGGGACAUUUUUGCUGUCCUCCCUUGGUUUGUUUUUAUACUCACUUGAAAAGUUACUCAAAAAUAUCUUGAUUAUGUGCUGGUUUGAAUUUGACAACGUUGCAUCAACAGAAUUGUAUUAUUAUUUUAAAAUUUAAGAAACUUGACGUAUUUAAUUCAAAGUAGCCUCCCUUAGUGUUAUGUAAAUAUUAAUGACACUGCUCUUUACUGAAGGGGCCAAAGAGAUGAUUUACCUCAGACGUCAGCCACUCGCCUGCUGAUUUAAGCAUUAUGUCUUUUCUUUCUAGUGUUUCAUGGCUAAAAACAUCUUGAUUGUCUCAUUGCUGGCUGUGUGAGCCGUGUACCCCACUGCCUCCUGUGGAAUCUCAUUCUCAUAUUUGAAUGGCUUGAAGUGGUUUAAAGUGGUCUGUCUUUCAAGUGUUGAAUGUUAGUGGAAUCAUGCCAAUCACAUACUUGAUUAUGAUGGGGAGAGAGCUACUACUUACAGUGAUUUAUCCAUUCAUCAGACACCGUCAGAACCACUUAACUAGGAUCAUGAACAUAUACAUAUGUUGCAAAUGAAAAAAUAGAUGAGCCGCAACAGUUUACAGCUUCAGAAGUAAAAAGCAGAAGACAGCUGGAUGUUCUGGUUGGCAGCAGUUAAUUGUUUUAGUGGUUGGUCUAGUGUCAGAUGAGAGUUACAUUGAUAAACUUACUGCACUGAAAUAAAAACUGAAAC